UCCAAAUCAGUUUGUUCGGCAGAGUCGCGGAGUAAACACGGCGACUACUUGGUGCGUGUACGCACACGCUGGCCGGCAGUCGCGUGGUCGCCGCUCGUAUAAUGCUCGCGCUCAAGGAGUGGGUCAAGCGGUUGGCGAUGCCAAGCGGCGCUGACCAGAAACCGGAGCGAGACGCCAGCAGGCCGAAACUCGGCUACAACGCGGCGGAGGAGGACUCGAGAUCGCUGGCUGUCAGGACGAUGAAGGUCGCGAGCGUGGCUGUCGGCACGGCCGAUGAUGCUGACGAUGCCGACGAUGCCGACGAUGCCGACGAGAAGGCUCUAGCCGGAGCGUCCCAGUGCGAGUGCCGCAACUGUCGCGCUUUGAUGAACCUGACCGAGUGCAGUCUCUGCUGCGAGUCUCUGCAAAGCAGACAGAUCCAAAGCUGCCCCGUCUGCGCCAACGUCGUUUGUAUCGGCUGCUCCUUGCAACUCGCCAGUUGCGCGUUUUGCCGCUCGAGACUGCCGUCCGAGAGGAAUCGUGCGCUCGAAAGACUUAUCGAUCGUUUGAGUUUACCAUGCAAGAACGCGAGAGCCGGCUGUGAUUUGCUGCUGGACGGUGAAAGCAGAUUCAUGCACGAGUCGCAGUGCAACUACGCCACGAUCGGUUGUCCUGUAGGUCGCGGCGUUUGCGGUUGGCGAGGUACCGUCGCCAGUGUGCAGCAUCACUUGCCGAGAGCCCACAAUCUGCAACCCCUGCACGACCACGGCAUCUCCGUCGAGAUACACAGCUUUAGGAGCAAGGCUAGAACCAACGAUGGACGUGUUUACACGGUCUGCCUCGCCUGCUACGAACAACUCUUCGUAAUCCGCGUAACCCUCUACCAGAAUCGCUUGCGCCUGUGUCUUAUCCGCCUAGGUUACGAAACGGAACAACCGCUGGGCUUGCGACCUCGACGUUACGGCAUCUCGGUGACGGUGAAAGCGCACGCUGGUCGUCGACGCCACGGACUCGUGCCUUUUGGCAAGUUCGAUCGCGAGCCUCGCGAGGUUAACGUCAGUUGCGACGAGCUUUACCACAAUAUCGAAUCCAGAAAAGAACAGGCAGGCAAGGACGAUCGCGUGAGAAUCGACUUGGAAGUCAAGCAGAUGAUGGAGGCUUAAAUAUAUUUUUUUAAGCAAAGCGUUUAUUAUUUUAUUUUUUAUUUUACGUAUAUAUCUUAAGUUCGUUCAUUUAAGUUCCAUUUAAGUCAAUGGAAUUGUUUUUUUAUUAAACUCGAGUGUUUUUUUGUUUACUUGAUAAUGCAAUUUAAUUUAUUACUAAAUACAUUUGUGAAACGUUCGCUAUUAUUUUUCGUACAGUAUUGUUUUAUUUUAAUGUACCUUUUGUAAUACCAUUGCAUUUUUGAUAGCAAUAUAUUAUGAAACUGAUUUUAUGUAGCUAUCAAAAUUUCGCAUAGAGUUUACCAUAGAACGUAAACUCCUUAACAAAUAUUCCAUAUUAAUAACUUUUAUUAUUGUAAGAGUAGUUACUUAUAAAAAGUAGGUUUUCCAAUAUAAUGCUUGUAAAAUUAUAGAUUACAACUGUAUAUUAUAAGAAUUGUUAAUUAACGUACAUUUUUAC
Messenger RNA from Phymastichus coffea, 1602 nucleotides. RefSeq lists its product as uncharacterized. Gene Ontology annotation, molecular function: ubiquitin protein ligase activity; zinc ion binding. Gene Ontology annotation, cellular component: cytoplasm. The transcript is spliced from 5 exons. NCBI's taxonomy places the organism in Eukaryota, Metazoa, Arthropoda, Insecta, Hymenoptera, Eulophidae. Bases 102 to 1142 code for a protein of 346 amino acids. The record is from RefSeq and is a predicted model, not a curated record.